Messenger RNA from Rhinichthys klamathensis goyatoka, 1650 nucleotides. RefSeq names its product immediate early response 5 (gene ier5). The coding region runs from base 306 to 1133 and encodes 275 amino acids. Lineage: Eukaryota; Metazoa; Chordata; Actinopteri; Cypriniformes; Leuciscidae. The transcript has a single exon. The record is from RefSeq and is a predicted model, not a curated record.
GGUCUCAUUCCUCCCUAGAUCAUUGCUGGGUGCAGAAGAAAAUGUGUGAGGUAAUGAAAUCUCCUACACUCGGCCAAUAAAACCGAUAUUGCAUUUUAUAAAUGAGAAUGAAGCUUUUGUCAACAAAACAAGGGACAAUCUGAUCUACAGGAGGGGGAAGUUCUUGUACGUUAUCUAAUUAACGUGUUUCUGCGUCGCUGGCCAAUUUACAGUAACGUUUGGAGGAGAUUCCAGAGAGGAAAUCAAACGUGAAACGCUUGGCGAACUUUGUACCGUGUCUGAACUUCGGCGUUUCGACUCCAGCCAUGGAAUACAAAGUGGAAGCCCACCGGAUUAUGAGUAUUUCCUUAGGGAAAAUCUACAACUCGCGCAUUCAACGUGGUGGCAUUAAAUUGCACAAAAACCUCCUGGUAUCGCUGGUCCUUCGCAGCGCGCGUCAGGUCUAUCUGAGCGACUACUACAGCGGCGCGUGCCUGAACGCUCAAGGCGAACGCGAAGGGAACGAAUGGGACAUUAUGGAUUCAGAGCGGGAGAAAUUCCCUCCCUCUACAACGGAAUGUGAAAGCCCAGAGGAACCUCAACCAAAUAAGCAACCCGAGGCGAGCGAGAAAGAGCGGGAAUAUCGCGAAAACGACGACGAGGUGAAAUCAAACCAGGCGGAUUGUACUUCAACUUUACAACAAGAGCAAAAACAAAACUCUUCGUUGGACUCUGUUGGUAACGUUUCAUCUGAAACCCCACCGGAAACCAUUAACGAACCCAAGGAGAGUCCCUCAGACACUACAGUAGCAGAACGUCAGUCAACGCCUGUAGAGAACGGGGAUUCACAGCAACCACCCAAAACGCAUGUUUGUUCAAACAGGAAAAGAAGCGCGGAGGAGUCGGAAAGAGACGAUUCGCCUCUAAAAAGGACAAAAGUCGCUUCCUCAAACGCUAAAGACGACGAGGAAGCCGAGGAAAUGGACACAAGUAACGUGUCCAAUCUCAUAACGAUAUUUGGUUCCAGUUUCUCAGGACUUCUCAGCAAGGACAGCGCUAAACCUGAGGCUGAGGCUGAAGAAAGUGGUCAAAUCUGCUGCGACCAAAUGUUGAAGAACCUAAACCCUUGGAGUACAGCGAUAGUCGCUUUCUAACUGUAUUGUACUAUACUUCUUAUCCGGGUUGCCCUGCGUGCAUUGGUAACACGUGGUCAGGCCUGGGCUCAACAUGGUAGUGUGGGACUUCCCAGCAAGCAUGAGUGGUGCUUCCAAAGUACAAGCUCAGUUUGGCCUAUAAGAUGUCCGGGCAUGCCUUUCUAGUGAAGGAACUAUUUGAAUGCUGGUGCUACUUCUUGGGAUUACAGUUCUUGAAGUGUUGAACUCUCUAUUCAGACAAUUCAAAAAAGCCAUGUGAGCAAGGGGUAUUACAACAUAUGCAAACGUGUCAUGAAGGUCAAUAUUACAUUGUCUCCGAACCGAUUCAGGGGCGACCACACCAAACUUGACUGUACGAGGUUUAGGCCACUGUUUUAAUGUCUUUGUUUUAUAAAGACCUGUACAUAAUGUAAUAUUUGAGUGUGUGUAUAUAUUGCUUCCCAUGUCGCAUUCUGAAUCUAUGUAUUUUGGUAUCAUGACAAUUUACGUGGUGCUCACGUAUUAAAAAAUGUGAAAU